ACGUGGCCUCGCGGCGGUCGGAGGCCUGCGCGAUGCCUCCAGCGUGCAAAGCCUGCGGAGCCAACCGGGCCUCCCUGCGCCGCCCCAAGACUGGGGACGCCCUUUGCCGCGGCUGUUUCUGCGCGGCCUUCGAGGCCGAAGUGCUGGCCACGGUGCGGGGGGCGAGGCUGCUGCCCGCUGGGCAACGAGUGGCCGUGGGGGCUUCGGGCGGGAAGGACUCCACCGUUCUGGCGCACGUCCUCCAGCGCCUGAACAGCCAGCACGGGCUGGGGCUGGACCUGCGGCUCCUGGCAGUGGACGAGGGCAUCGCCGGCUACCGCGACGCCGCGCUGGCCGCCGUGACCCGCCAGAGCGCCCGCUGGGGGCUCCCCCUGACCGUGGUCUCCUACCGCCAGCUGUACGGCUGGACCCUGGACGCCAUCGCCCUCCAGACCGGACGCCGCUCCAACUGCACGUUCUGCGGAGUCCUGCGGCGCCAGGCCCUGGAGCGCGGGGCCCGGCUGCUGGGCGCUGACCGCAUCGUCACGGGCCACAACGCGGACGACAUGGCCGAGACCGUGCUGAUGAACUUCUUGCGGGGGGACGCCGGGCGGCUGGCCCGCGGCGGGGGCCUGGGGUCGGCCGGCGAGGGGGGAGCCCUCCCCCGCUGCCGUCCCCUGCAGUUCGCCUACGAGAAAGAGAUCGUCCUCUACGCCUAUUUCCAGGGCCUGGACUACUUCUCUACCGAAUGCGUCUACGCGCCGGACGCCUUCCGCGGCCGCGCCCGCGCCCUGCUCAAGGACCUGGAGGCCGCCCGGCCCAGCGCCGUCCUGGACCUGGUCCACUCGGCCGAGCGCCUCACCCUGCGCCCCGGCACCGGCCCGCCCCCGCCCACCACCUGCACCCACUGCGGGAGCCUCGCCAGCCGCCCCCUGUGCCAAGCCUGCCAGCUCCUCGACGGGCUCAACCGCGGGCUUCCCCGCCUGGGCAUUGGCGGGGAAGCCCGGCUGGGAGACAGGGUCCGGCCAAGGGAAGGGCAGGCCCCAGGGGAGGGGCAGGAGUCGGGAAAGCCCCCUGGGAAGGGUGGAGGGGGUCCUCUGCUCCCGGCCACUUUGGCCUUUUAGAGGAGGGGAGAAUUAGACUUGGGCAGGAGGAGAACCACCCCCGGGCGAGCACCCAACCCUUCAUCCCUGCCUCACUUCAAGGGAUUGAGUCCCCACCACGGGCAGGCUUUGGGGGAAUCCACUUCACAUGGAUGAAGAUGGUUGGUGACCCCGUUUGAUCCGGACCCCUCCGGGACCUCCCUCACCCGAGUCCCAGGAGCUCACCAUCGGGUGGGAACGAAGCCGCGUCCAGCAAGUAUCGCCGGAGGAGACUGUGGCCCUCCCGGGUUUAAGGUGGAGAAAUCGGGACGUCCACCACGGGGUUCCCUAGGUGGACUCAUUAGCUAAAUCUCACACCAUGGGGGACGCCCAAGGGUGCAGGACAGCAGCUAACAAAAGGAAACCAACCUGAGCGAGCCCAGGGCCAUCGCCGUGGACCCCAUCCCGGGGUGAGAUAAAUCAAUCAAUCGUACUUUUUGUGCAGAGCACUGUUCUGGUUCUGUUUUUUCUGACCACUUUGA
Messenger RNA from Tachyglossus aculeatus (Australian echidna), 1603 nucleotides. It is a transcript of the gene CTU1, whose product is annotated as cytosolic thiouridylase subunit 1. Gene Ontology annotation, biological process: tRNA wobble position uridine thiolation. NCBI's taxonomy places the organism in Eukaryota, Metazoa, Chordata, Mammalia, Monotremata, Tachyglossidae. Gene Ontology annotation, cellular component: mitochondrion; cytosolic tRNA wobble base thiouridylase complex. Gene Ontology annotation, molecular function: tRNA binding. The coding region runs from base 33 to 1103 and encodes 356 amino acids. The transcript has 3 exons. The record is from RefSeq and is a predicted model, not a curated record.